Nematostella vectensis (starlet sea anemone) is the source of this 3063-nucleotide messenger RNA. RefSeq names its product lysosomal cobalamin transporter ABCD4. Gene Ontology annotation, biological process: very long-chain fatty acid catabolic process; peroxisome organization; fatty acid beta-oxidation. Lineage: Eukaryota; Metazoa; Cnidaria; Anthozoa; Actiniaria; Edwardsiidae. Gene Ontology annotation, cellular component: peroxisomal membrane. Bases 122 to 2065 code for a protein of 647 amino acids. Gene Ontology annotation, molecular function: ATP hydrolysis activity; long-chain fatty acid transmembrane transporter activity; ABC-type transporter activity. The transcript is spliced from 2 exons. The record is from RefSeq and is a predicted model, not a curated record.
GAUUUUUUUUCCUUCUCUUUUAAGUUAGAUAAUAGCUGCGAUAAAUGGUUUUGGCGCUGUGCUGCAAGCAGAAAGUUAGCCUCCCUCUCAGGCCUUUUGUAGGCUAGCGGAGUAAGGUUACAUGAGCAAACGGUCUACCUGUGUUUUCUUGAAGAACGCCUGCGGUAAUUUGACUUUUAACCCUUUCUGUCUCGGUUGUCAGACUAGUAAAGUCUAUCAUUCCAAAGGUCGUCUUUUGAUCAAAAAUUCAACAAAAAUGGCGGCUGGAAAAUACGCCGACAAACCAAAGACUUUCAAGCUAGACGGGUUGUUUUUCAAACGAUUCAUUUGCUGCUUGAAAAUCAUGUUUCCUAGAUGCCUAUCAACAACGUCUUUGCUGUUUGUUUUGCUUCUCGGUUUCACCUUGGCGGAACAAAUGCUGAUUUAUAAUACUGGGCUCGUGCCGAGCCAAUUUUACGAGGUCCUUGGGGAGAAAGAUAAGAGAGGGGUAGAGUCGCUGGUCAUGCUUGCGUUUGGUCUAAUUGUCGGAACAGCCCUUUGUAAAAGCAUUGUACAAUAUGUAUCGAAUUUCUCGUAUGUGAAAUGGCGUGGUCUUUUGACCAGAUUUCUACACACCGGUUAUUUCCACAAAGAGACACAUUAUAACUUGAACGUACUGGAAAGAACCAUUGAUAAUCCAGACCAGAGGAUCACGCAAGAUGUGGAUCGCUUCUGCAAGCAGUUCAGUCAGAUAAUCUCUUCGCUACUGAUCUCACCGUUUACGAUCGCAUACUAUACAUACCAAUGUUACUCCAGCACAGGCUACCUUGGCCCAGUUAGCAUUUUCGGCUACUUUCUCUUGGGAACAAUCAUCAACAGGCUGAUAAUGUCACCAAUCAUCAACCUGGUUGUCAGACAAGAAAAACUAGAAGGAGAUUUCAGGUUUAAACAUAUGCAGGUGAGAGUGAACUCAGAAGCUCUUGCAUUUUAUCGCUCAGGAGAACUGGAACAAAAGAAAACAAACAAAAGGCUUCACUAUUUACUUAAUGUCCAACAGAAGCUUGUAAACUUCGAGUUCUUCCUUAACUUUUCUGUCAACUUUUUCGAUUAUGUUGGAGCUAUACUGAGCUACAUCAUCAUAGCAAUUGCACUCUUUGCUGGGAAAUAUGAUUCUUUGUCUCCGACGUCACUAAGCGGUGAAAUCAGCAAGAACUCAUUUGUUUCAAUGUACCUGAUUGGAUGCUUUACAAAGCUGAUUGACUUGUCCAACUCGGUUUCUGACAUGGCUGGAUAUGCCCAUAGGAUUGGAGAACUGAUUGAGAGCUUAGAGAGGAAGGAGGAAUUUAGAAGAGAGAGCCAGGAAUUGAAUGGAAUUCAGAAUGGUAUUGAACCAGCUGUUAUGAUCAAAUUGACUGACUUGACUUAUGGGGCACCCAACAGUAAGAGCCCACUUGUAAAAGACCUAACUCUAGACAUCUCACUUGGAAAAAAUCUCCUCAUUACAGGUAGCACAGGAACGGGGAAGAGCUCUCUAUUGCGAGUGAUUCGUGAGCUCUGGAUGCCAAUUUCAGGGAGUAUUACAAAGAACAUUGCGUUCACACCUGAUAAGAUCCUAUUCCUACCUCAGAGGGUUCUUCUCACGGAUGGUUCCUUGAAACAGCAAGUCAUCUACCCCUAUGAGGUUCAGGCCCACCAGGAUUACACCAGUACUGGUGAAGAGGACGACACAUGGAUUAUCCAGUUACUAGAUGAAGUAGGGCUUUCCUCACUCUGUGAGCGCAUUGGUGGUGUCAACAAGCCCCUGGAUGGCAACUGGGAGGAUAUGCUAUCUCCCGGAGAAAUGCAGCGACUGGCUUUAGCAAGGUUGUUCUACCACCACCCUGUGAUUGCAAUGCUCGAUGAAGCUACAAGUGCACUAGAUGUCAGGACAGAGCAGGAUUUGUACAGGAAGUGUAAACAGCUCGGGAUGACGCUGAUAAGUAUAGGGCACAGGGAGUCACUCAUCCCAUACCAUGACAUCAACCUCAAGAUGCUGGGGAAUGGGAAAUGGGAACUGAGUACCUACCAACAUGACAAGAAUAGUUGAACAGUUAGCCAGAUGGAUAAUUAUUAGCCAGAUAUUAUUGUUUUUCCUUAUCCCAUACCAUGACACACCUCUGGAUGUUGGGAAAUGGGCACUGUGUAGGGAAUAGUUAGACUUUAAGUUGGCUCAGGCACAAAGCUCUUUAUUUUUUAAUAGAAUAGUUGUUUUGUCUGAAUUAUUUUUUUACUCUAACAGUUUUGCAUUUUUUUUCAUACUUAGUGACUACUACUUUUUACUCCUUGAGUAUUUUAUCAUAUAUAUUACUUGUAACCACAGCAGUUCAAUGCACUGGUGGAUAUAGAAUUAUAAAAAGGGGUGGAUAUACAAAAAUGCCAAAACCAUUAAGUAAUGGGUUCACCUGUAUAAACAAUUUUAAAGGGUGAAUGUUCUGAGCACCUUUAUUGUCCAGUAAAAACCCGCAUGUAAGAACCUUGAUUAAAAACCUAGAGGCAGAAGUUUUGGAUUUUAAUGACCCAAAAUAUAAGAAGUAAAAAAAAAUUAAAAGGUUCUAUAUGAUGAGUUAGUCCAUUGAAAAUAAAACAAAUUAAGGGGCUUUUAAAUUACCUAUUAUUACCUAAUAUUAUUUUAAUAUUUUAAGAUAUGUUUACAGAUACAACAUACAUUUCUUUAGUAGCCAAAUGGCUAAGUAUUCAGUCACACUUCUGUAUUUUAGCAACUUGGAAAAAAAAUAAGAACCUAAUAACAACCUGUUAGUGAUGACCCCAAAAUAAUAAGAACCUGUUUUGCCAAACUUGAAAAAAAAAGGCUCUUACAUGCGGGUUUUUACUGUAUUUAGGGUUAUGGAAUAGUAGAAUGGUUUGUUAAAAAAAAUUCAUCAAUCUCAUAAAAAAAUUUGGGACAGAGUGUUAUUUUUAAUAAAUAUUAGAUUUUAUAUUUCAAAAUGAAAUUCAGUUCUUAAUCCAUCAAAAUAGAUAAUAUAUUGAUAUAGUUAAUGUAAAAUAUUUCAUGUGAUCAGUGAUCAACAGUUGAUUAUUAGUAUA